Molecule: messenger RNA, 1859 nt
Organism: Psammomys obesus (fat sand rat)
Lineage: Eukaryota; Metazoa; Chordata; Mammalia; Rodentia; Muridae
Gene: CUNH7orf57
Product: chromosome unknown C7orf57 homolog
Exons: 7
Coding region: 504-1379 (291 amino acids)
Source: RefSeq, a predicted model, not a curated record
UGGAGGCAGCCCUCUUGCUUGGUACAGGAGCUGUAAAUCCCAGAUGUGGAGAGCGGAGUGCUUCGCAUUGACCCUGCCACCUGCCAAGCCCCUGCGGCCCGUGAGGACCUACUUAUCGGACACUUAAUAUACUCUUGCUGUCUGCCCUGUGUGCACGUGCCCUUGCUGUUUACCCCGCUUAACGUGCAGGGUGCUGUCCACCCGCUUGCUCGGUCUCCUGUGGUGUACCCACUGAAUGAGCUCUGACUGUGUGUUCUGUCGCAUGUGCCCCUGCUGAGUGUCCAGUGGACGCGGUGCUGCCGUGUGACCGCCGCGGAUGUGCCAGCUCUUAGGCCUGAGGCGGACUGCAGGUGUGUCAGCUGGAGGCGGGCAGAACCAGAACCGGGAUCGUGCUGACUUUGCCCUUAUAGCCUCUGCUCCCAGCGGGCGGGUCGGCAGCGCCCAGAAAGCCCGAGAACCCGGGCUCAGCAGCGCCUGGGCGACGCGGACUUACUCAUAGAGCCAUGAGGAACACCAGCAAGGAGGUCCAGGGCACCUCUCACCGCUAUGCCCCCUGUGAUUGGUAUUACCACGUACCUGUGAAGCGCUCUGAAAAGGCUGUGGGUGCCCCUCCAGCAUCCCAGAUCCCGGGGCUCAAUGACUUGGGAGACUCCCCAAAUGGGAAUUUGCCCCGUGCUCGGAGAUACUGGAUAAAAGAAACAGAUUCGGAGUAUGUGAAACUGGCGAAGCAAGGCGGUAGACCUGAUUUGUUGAAGCACGUUGUCCCUGGUUCCAGGAAAGGCUCCCCAGUAGCCUACUCCUUGCCAGACUGGUAUAUUCACAACAGCAAGCCUCCGACAGCCCACCAGCGAGAAGUCCCUGCAGUCUCCAUUCCAGAUUACAUGGUGUAUGAAGAAUUCAACCCCGAUCAGGCCAACGGUAGUUAUGAGUCCAGACUAGGCCCCUUUGACUUUGACAUGAAAACAGUUUGGCAGAGAGAGGCUGAGGAACUCAAAAAUGUGAAGAGAAAGGUGAAACUGCCGGCCAUUAAUUCCAAGAAUCCUACCAAACCAGGGACCCCAGUUAGCAACAAAGACCUUGAUGGGAGCAGACUGUCAUUGCCUCCCAUGCCUGGUCAAAAAACUGGUUCACCAACAAACUUUUCCAAACUUAUCAGCAAUGGUUAUAAGGAUGAGUGGUUACAGCAGCAGAGAGCGGAUUCUGACAAGAGGACUCCAAAGACGUCCAAGACAACCUCGUCCACUGAGUCCACACAGGAGUCUGAAAGCACCCAGGACACAGAGACGCCCCAAGAUCCAGGGGCACCUGAAGACUCUGCGAAGACUCCAGAUGCAGAAGCCUCCCCACCACCAGAGUCAACACCAGCAGAGCUCAAAUAAGCCCAGAGAAGCUAUCCCAGACAAUCUUUCUCGUCGCUUUCUGUGGAGUGACGAUGGACAGCUGUAUUUGCAGGCUCCUGUUGUAUUUGUUAAUGUAGAGUCUUACGGGACAACUAGCCUUGAGUAUAGUUGGGGUCACCAUAGCAAACACAGGGUAAGUGUGGGGGUUUGUUUUUUGCAUUUCUCUGGAGUGGCCUUGCUGCCUGAGGAUGUCUGGAACCAGAGUCUUCCUCAAGCUUACCUCGAAAGUCCUCCACACCGAAGUGUGGAGUGUCGCUCCAAGACUCUGAAAGGGAAGAAACGCACAAGCUGCAGCUUUUUCCUGCGUUUGGUUCCAUAAUCUUUAUAGAAACAAUUUCCCAUUACACAGAAAUGACUAAUUCCAGAGCUUUCUGAUGUAAUUUGCCGUAACAAAGUUAUAUUAUGCCUUAAAGCAUUAUAACAUUAGCUCAUUUUUUUCCUAAUAGUUUGAACACAAAC